Molecule: messenger RNA, 5871 nt
Organism: Hemicordylus capensis (graceful crag lizard)
Lineage: Eukaryota; Metazoa; Chordata; Lepidosauria; Squamata; Cordylidae
Gene: IRAK2
Product: interleukin 1 receptor associated kinase 2
Exons: 13
Coding region: 281-2497 (738 amino acids)
Biological process (GO): protein phosphorylation; signal transduction
Cellular component (GO): plasma membrane
Molecular function (GO): protein kinase activity; protein binding; ATP binding
Source: RefSeq, a predicted model, not a curated record
GUCAUGGGGGGGGAGGAGGAACAGGAGAAGGAGGAAGAAGAAGGCCAGCUCACUUGGGGUCGGGGUGUGUAGUUGUAAAGAGUUGGCGAGAGGCUGUGCAGUGCGCAGGUCGCCUGCUUUUGCGAGAGAGAACCAAUCGGCCGAUCGUUCCGGGAAGUCGGGGCCAGGUAGACUCCUAACAGGAAGAGGAGCGGCAGAUAAGGCAGACCUGACUUGCUGGCUGGAGAAAAGUCCAGCUCCCUGCUUCCCACUUCAGUCUGACUAUGGGCGGCCGCUGUUGAUGGCCAAGGAAAAGGAGAAGGCGGAUCCCGCGGUGCAUGAGGCACAGCAGGGACAAGCGAUGGCGCAGCAGCAGCAGCAGCAGCAUUUCUCGGUGCCUUCUCUGGACAGUGCUGCUCCGCAGUCUCCUUACAUACACAGCAUACCCUCCCGGGUGUUGGAGGACUUCUGCCAGAAGAUGGACUGCCUCAGUGAUUACGACUGGAUGCGUUUUGCAUCCUAUGUGAUAACUGACCAGACUGAGCUGAGGAAAAUCAAAUGCAUGGAGAAGGCAGGAAUCAGUAUCACGAGAGAGCUGAUGUGGUGGUGGGGAGUGAGACUUGCAACUGUUAAGCAGCUGUUGGAACUUCUGCAAGAGCUGCAGCUCUAUCGGGCAGCCCAAGUGAUUGUGGAUUGGAAGCCACCGUCAUUGACGCUUUAUUCUGUCAGGGCUCCAUUAGAGCCUCUGCAGCAGGAGAAUGCAUCCCUUCAUCCAGCUGGAAACAAAAAUAAAGCCACGGCAAACAAGAAGGAAAGUCGAGCACCACCAGACACUUUACACUCAGAUCCCGAUUCAAAAGCAACCCCUGAGAUGCUUCCUCUAUCUCCAUCAUCUACAUCCAUGGACCUUCCACAUUCUUUGCAAUCAAAUCCAUCUGUUUUAUUGAGUGUGAAGCCCUGCAGUUCUUCCAUUCCUCACCAGGAAACUCUUCCUAACGUCCUCAGUGAGAGCCUUUUAUGGACUCGGAGUGCAGUGGAAGCUGCCACCAGUGGCUUCACUGAGGAGAACCGAAUUCAUGAAGGCAUGUUUGCUGAUGCCUACAAAGGUCAAAAGCACAACAGUCUGUAUGUUGUUAAAAGGCUUAAAGAUAAUGAGACGCAAAGAUUUUUUCAUACAGAAGUACAGAUCUGCUUUCGGUGUUGCCACCAGAAUAUUCUACGACUAUUGGGCUUCUCUGUAGAAGAUGGAUUUCACUGCCUGAUAUAUCCGUACAUGCCUAAUGGAUCAUUAAUGGACAGACUGCAGUGUCAGGAUGGUUCUGAGCCAUUGUCAUGGGAGAAACGUAUCAGAAUCUCUAUCGGACUUGUUCAAGCCAUUCGACAUCUACAUAAUUUGGGAAUUAUUCAUGGAAAUGUGAAAAGUUCCAAUGUUUUGCUGGAUGCAAGCUUUGCACCACAACUUGGACAUUCCGGUCUUAGGCUGCACCCUGUGGAGAGAAAAUCUGAGUGUGCUGUGAUUAAAACCAAAGUCUUGCAAGCUUCUCUCGCUUACUUUCCAGAAGAUUUCAUCAGGCAUGGGCAGCUAACAGAGAAAGUUGAUAUAUUUAGUUGUGGAAUAGUUUUAGCAGAGAUACUGACUGGCAGGAAAGCAGUAGAUGAAAGGAGGCACCCUGUUUUUCUGAAAGAUGCCCUCCUUGAUGAAAUCCAGCAGGCAAAAGUACAAUCUGGUUCUAAGGCAAUAACCUUUGAAAAACGUGCUGCUGAGGAAAUAUGUUGCAAAUAUAAAGACAAGCAAACAGCUCACUUCUCAGCUGAGCCUGCUCUUUGUCUGGCUACUGCUGCCUGUGUGUGUUUGCGGAAAAAGAAUCCUGAUAUGGCAGAGGUAUAUGAAAUUACAGAAAUGGCAGCUCAUCACAUAGAAGCUCAUAAGGUGGCUGAAGGGAGCAAAUACUGUAGACUCUUUGUUAACACUCCAGAAGAAACCAAUGAUGAGCCAGCUAGUCCCUUCAAUGGUGGUGUCUCAGUUUACGGCAAUUGUGAAAGUAGUGUGAAUGCUGGGUCCCUGAACUGUGUAGAUUUGUUGCCACCUUUAAUAAGAGUUGCUGUUCCUGAAACAUACUCUGAGCAGAUGUUACGGGUCCCUUGUGAGUCUGAUGAAUCAAGUUCCUUUUUAUGGGAUCUGGCGGAAGAUGUUUCAUGCCAACAACAAAACAUUAGCCAUCCUGACCCAGAAAAUAUUUCCCCUACUGAGCCUCAUACAAAUAAUCAAGAAUAUACCAGUGACUUCACAGCAAACGUAGUCUCUGACAGAAGUACGAAGCUACAGGAAACCUCUUCUGCUUCAGACAGCAUGACUUCAUCAAAUAGAGAAAACUCUGCUGCCACCUGUUCUUCACAAGCACAAGCUAAUGAAGCCUUUAUGGAAAUAAAGAUCAACGAUAAAAAGAAGAAGCUGAUGGAACAAUGUUUACUGUAUGAAGCAAAGAAGCUCAACAGUUGUGAACUCUUUGAAUCAUAAAUGUAAUCAUAACUGGCAUUUCCCAAAGGUUUUAGCUGCUGCUGCUUCUUUAAAAAAAAAAAAAACACCUCUUGUUGAACACAACACAAUAUAUAUAUUUUUAAAAAUUAUGCUCGGGGCAAAUGUGUUCCAUGAACGUGGGCCCUGUGCCCAAAUGUUCGAGGUAAAUCAUAAUUUCCCCAUAGGAAUCAAUGGGAAAUGCAAAGAUAUUAAUAAAUUGUGAACGGCUGGGCAGAAAUCUCUAAAUUUCACAUGAUGAUCCUACAUGAUUAUAGCAUUAAAUGUGUGGAAGUUCAUGCAGUUCAGUCCACCUGUUGAUUUUUUUAAAACUUAAAAAAAACCCUUUUUUUAAAAAUGCAUUAAAAAUAAUGGGGUAGACUGAUCUUGUAUUUCCACACAUUUAAUGCCACUGGAGUGGAGAGCUGGUCUUGUGGUAGCAAGCAUGACUUGUCCCCUUAGCUAAGCAGGGUCUCUCCUGGUUGCAUAUGAAUGGGAGACUUGAUGUGUGAGCACUGUAAGAUAUUCCCCUUAGGGGAUGGAGUUGCUCUGGGAAGAGCAGAAGGUUCCAAGUUCCCUCCCUGGCAUCUCCAAGAUAGGGCUUAGAGAGAUUCCUGCCUACAAUGUUUGAGAAGCCUCUGCCAGUCUGUGAAGACAAUACUGAGCUAGAUAGACCAAUGGUCUGACUCAGUAUAUGGCAGCUUCCUAUGUUCCUACCAUCAUGUAGGAUCAUCAUGUGAAAUUUCAGAGAUUAAAUUUCCUCACAGGAAUUUUGGGGACUUUCUGACCAACCAUUCCAGAAUGAUAACAUGGGGAUCUGAUAUGAAGACAGUUUUCCUCCAGAUAAGGUUUGAAUAGUGGACAAAGUUUCCAAGGCAGCUCAGACUACAAGGAAUAUGAGGAACAACAAAAUUCAAUAAAAGCACCAACAUAAAAUAAUAAAGCAGGAGUAAAAAGAGAAGUAAACUCAGCAAUAAAACAAGGAAUUCAAGUCUCUGAUAUGAUAAUAUCAAGAACAUGAAACUAACAGUUCACCAGAUCAUAGCUUAGCCUGCUGGAGUAGCAUCCAGAGUUAUGUUGCACAAAUGGUUUCACUCACAAAGGGGGAGAAGGGAGGUUUUCACCUUCCCUCCCCCACUCCACUCUGCUGCCCCCUCAGAAAUAUGUGCUUGAGAAUUAGGCUUUCAGUGGCUUUUUCAUAUUUUCUGUGAGCAUUGGCAGGGCAGCAGGAGUGACUGGUGAAAAUUGCUGCCCCUUUCACAAUGAAUUGGCUUCAUCAGAUUUGGGAAGUUGUAUUUUUGAUUAAAUUGUCAUCUUAUAAAAAUCUCAGAGAUAAUGAUUCAAUAGACAAAAUUGUAAAUAAGUGGAAUCUGUUUGCUAAUUAUUGGAAUAAUAAUGUUAAUGAUCAGAUCCACCCUUACAUGCUGGUUUUUUAAAUUAUUUAAAGUAUUUUUUUCAUUCUCUACUGAAGAUGUAUGAGAUCAUUUUUUGUAUGACUUUUGUAAAUGUUUUUGAUAUAAAAUUAUUGACACUUAAAUUAUUGAUGACCCCAGGCUACCAACCACAGAAACAACCAUUACUGGCUCACUCCCAGGUAAAUGUUUGCAGCCAAAUAGGUUGUUGUUGUGUUUUAAUAUUUACAUACCACUUUUCAAUAAAAUGUGCAGUGGUUUACAUAGCAAAAGCAAUAUGAACAUAUUGCUGGGUUUUGUCUAGUUUGUAAGGCCUCUUCCUUAGUCAUAGUUUUUCAAAUAAAAUAAAUUUUUACGUUGGCUUCUAAGAUAUUUGCAGCUAGCUCCUGUGCACAGCUGGAGAUUCCUAAGCCCAUUGAAAUAGGCUUACGUACAGCUAGGGAUGUGCAUGAGCCGGUUUGGCGCCGCCUCUGGGAAGCGCUGAACCGGCUCAGAUGCCAGCAUUGAACCAGUUCAGGACGCAGUUCCCUUUAAAAAGCAGGUACAGCUCCUUACCUACUUGUUCGCCACCCCACCACUUUUCCAGUGGCAAUGCCCACUCUCCAAAAGGCUGUGCGUGGCUGCAGCGCUGUUCCCUGCAGCCUCCAUCCGGUGUCGGCUUUAGUGAACAGCGCUGCAGCCAUGCGUGGGCUUUUGGAGAGUCGGUGCUGCUGCUGGAUGAGCAGGCAAAGGAGCUGCUUUCCUGCUUUUUAAGGGAACCACUCCCCACCAGCAGCUACCUGAGCUGAAAUACAGGUCUCCCUAAAUACAGGUACCCAGGCAUAGUUUUGCAGCCCCAAAAUAACAAGUGGGAGAGCAGGAAAUAAAACCAAAAGAGACAGAGGUCCAGUGAGACACGGAGAGUGCAGCCCUUGACAUCGAUGCUUGGGGACAGAGGUCCAAACUGUGGUACAGAGGCAGCCUUUGGACCAGAAGUCUGGGCAAAAGUCCGGUCCUCUGCACUGGGGAGUCCCCCCACCAAUGUCCUGCAGGGGGCCAAGCGUGCAGCGCUGAGGGUGGCUGUGGCCAGCCAGCUUGCGUCCUGCCUGCCAAACUGACUUUUUAAAAGUUUUUAAACUUUGUAAUUUUGGGUGGGGGGUGUUUAUGUUUUAACUUGGUAUUUUAAUGCUGUUUUGUGAGCUGCCCAGAGAAUAAAUUGUUAUGGGGCAACUAACACAGUUUAUUAGUAUUAUUUAUUUCUACUAGAGAUAGAAAAAAACAAAACAGAAAAACCCCACCAGCUUUCCCUUAGCACCUAUCUGUUGUAAAAAAAUUGCUUAUCUGGUGGUAGGGAGGUGCGAUGGGGGGGCGGGGAAGAGGCGAGGCUUUUAGGUCCAGGCUCCAAAAUUACCUCAGUACACCUCUGCUGUGGUAACGCUGUUGUGACCUAAUGACUGCUAAUUUGUUCCUUUUAGUAACGACCAUUUUAUUUCCAGCAUUAAUUACCCUGCCUUGGGUGGAUAUACCAAAAGGAUAAUAGCAUAUACAAAAUAAAUGCUAUAUAUUGAUUGUCUUUUACUAGUAAGCUACUUUUAUUACUUAACAGUAUAACUAUUUAUUUACUGAUAUUUUUUGCCUUUGGGGGUGAACUACAAACAAAUCCUAUUGUAUUUGUAUCUACUUGUAGCAUGUUUUGUAUUUUAUAGAUUUUUUCAAAAUGUGGUAACCAAAAAGUUAACAAAAUCUGAUCACUGAAGUAUAUUUAUAUUAUUUGUAUUCAUAAUUCCAAGUCUUCUCUGGCAUUAUACAUUUUACUCACAGGAAUAUGGUUUUUAAGAUACACAUUAAGAUAUAUACAAAGCCAUUAACAGCAUAUGAAAACUGUUUUCAUGCUCUACAACUUCCCAUUGAAAUGUAUAUUUCAAGUUAUCUGUUUUAAAGGCAUAGUUUCAUCAUACAUUCUCAAUAAAUGAUUUGGAAACAGCU